ACACAUCAUUUACUGAGCUUCUACUGCGUCCCAAGCAAUGUUCUGUGAUGGUGCCCGAGAUGCGUGGACUGAGCCCAGGCCGCAGGCUGCCAGAGCCCACCCCCUACCUGGCUGCAGGGAGUCCUGAGCCCACGCCCGCAGGCCACCACCGCCGCCAUGUGCUGGCCCUGCCGGAGGAGGAGGCAUGGAGGCCCCAGCAGUGCGCCCUGCUCGAGGCUGACGCCUCGGAUGAAGUGGGCAUGCUGCCGGCCUCCCCGCGCACCGCUGCCGGCAUCGACAACUUCUUCCCGGUGCAGGAGGGCGAGGGUCCUGGCUGGGAGGGUGGCGUGGCGCUAGAGGCGACUUCAAGCCCCUUCCUCCCCGUGAGCCCAGAGGUCAUGAAGCGGCGGCGUGGGGGCCUCAUCGAACAGCGCGACAUCAUCAAGGCCCACGAGGCACACAAAAUGCAGAGCACCCCGCAAGCCCGGCGCAAGGAGUGGGAGAUGGCUCGCUUCGGGGAGGCGGUGGUCGGCAGGCCGGGGUCGGGCGAUGGAGACUCGGACCAGAGCAGGAACCGGCAAGGAACCCCCGUGCCGGCCUCGGGGCCCGCAGCCGCCUACAAGCAGACGAAAGCGCAGAGGGCGCGGACUAUGGCUUUGUACAACCCCAUUCCCGUCCGGCAGAACUGUUUCACCGUCAACAGAUCCCUGUUCAUCUUCGGAGAAGAUAACAUUGUCAGGAAAUACGCCAAGAAGCUCAUCGACUGGCCGCCAUUCGAGUACAUGAUCCUGGCCACUAUCAUUGCCAACUGCAUCGUCUUGGCCCUGGAGCAGCAUCUUCCUGAGGACGACAAGACUCCCAUGUCCCGAAGACUGGAGAAGACAGAACCGUAUUUCAUUGGGAUCUUUUGCUUUGAAGCUGGGAUCAAGAUUGUGGCCCUGGGCUUCAUCUUCCAUAAGGGUUCAUACCUCCGCAAUGGCUGGAACGUCAUGGACUUCAUUGUGGUUCUCAGCGGCAUCCUGGCCACCGCGGGAACCCACUUCAACACCCAUGUGGACCUGAGGACCCUGCGGGCUGUGCGUGUCCUGAGACCCUUGAAGCUCGUGUCAGGGAUACCAAGCCUGCAGAUUGUGUUGAAGUCCAUCAUGAAGGCCAUGGUACCUCUUCUGCAGAUUGGCCUUCUGCUCUUUUUUGCCAUCCUGAUGUUUGCUAUCAUCGGCUUGGAGUUCUAUAGUGGAAAGUUACAUCGAGCGUGCUUCAUGAACAAUUCAGGUAUUCUAGAAGGGUUUGACCCCCCUCACCCGUGUGGCGUGCAGGGCUGCCCGGCUGGUUACGAAUGCAAGGACUGGAUCGGCCCCAAUGAUGGGAUCACACAGUUUGAUAACAUCCUUUUCGCCGUGCUGACUGUCUUCCAGUGCAUUACCAUGGAAGGGUGGACCACCGUGCUGUACAAUACCAAUGAUGCCUUAGGAGCCACCUGGAAUUGGCUGUACUUCAUCCCUCUCAUCAUCAUCGGAUCCUUCUUUGUUCUCAACCUAGUCCUGGGAGUGCUUUCCGGGGAAUUUGCCAAAGAGAGAGAGAGAGUGGAGAACCGAAGAGCUUUCAUGAAGCUGCGGCGCCAGCAGCAGAUUGAGCGUGAGCUGAAUGGCUACCGGGCCUGGAUAGACAAAGCAGAGGAAGUCAUGCUCGCUGAAGAAAAUAAAAAUGCUGGAACAUCUGCCUUAGAAGUGCUUCGAAGGGCAACCAUCAAAAGGAGCCGGACGGAGGCCAUGACCCGAGACUCCAGCGAUGAGCACUGUGUUGAUAUCUCUUCUGUGGGCACACCUCUUGCGCGAGCCAGUAUCAAAAGUGCAAAGGUGGAUGGGGCCUCCUACUUCCGGCACAAGGAAAGGCUGCUGCGCAUCUCUAUUCGCCACAUGGUUAAAUCCCAGGUGUUUUACUGGAUCGUGCUGAGCCUUGUGGCCCUCAACACUGCCUGUGUGGCCAUUGUCCAUCACAACCAGCCCCAGUGGCUCACCCACCUCCUCUACUAUGCAGAAUUCCUGUUUCUGGGACUUUUCCUCUUGGAGAUGUCCCUGAAGAUGUACGGCAUGGGGCCUCGCCUUUAUUUUCACUCUUCAUUCAACUGCUUUGAUUUUGGGGUCACAGUGGGCAGUAUUUUUGAAGUUGUCUGGGCAAUCUUCAGACCUGGUACAUCUUUUGGAAUCAGUGUCUUACGAGCCCUCCGGCUUCUAAGAAUAUUUAAAAUAACCAAGUAUUGGGCAUCCCUACGGAAUUUGGUGGUCUCCUUGAUGAGUUCCAUGAAGUCUAUCAUCAGUUUGCUCUUCCUCCUCUUCCUCUUCAUUGUAGUCUUUGCUCUCCUAGGAAUGCAGCUGUUUGGAGGCAGGUUUAACUUUAAUGAUGGGACUCCUUCAGCAAAUUUUGAUACCUUCCCUGCAGCUAUCAUGACUGUAUUCCAGAUCCUGACAGGUGAGGACUGGAAUGAGGUGAUGUACAAUGGCAUCCGCUCCCAGGGCGGGGUCAGCUCAGGCAUGUGGUCGGCCAUCUACUUCAUUGUCCUCACCCUGUUUGGAAACUAUACACUGCUGAACGUGUUCUUGGCCAUUGCUGUGGACAAUCUGGCCAAUGCUCAGGAGCUGACCAAGGAUGAACAGGAGGAAGAAGAGGCCUUCAACCAGAAACACGCACUGCAGAAGGCCAAGGAGGUCAGCCCGAUGUCCGCACCCAACAUGCCUUCUAUCGAAAGAGACAGAAGGAGAAGACACCACAUGUCGAUGUGGGAGCCACGCAGCAGCCACCUGAGGGAGCGGAGGCGCCGGCACCACAUGUCUGUGUGGGAGCAGCGCACCAGCCAGCUGAGGAGGCACAUGCAGAUGUCCAGCCAGGAGGCCCUCAACAAAGAGGAGGCCCCACCGAUGAACCCACUCAACCCCCUCAACCCACUGAGCCCCCUCAACCCGCUGAAUGCCCACCCCAGCCUCUACCGGAGACCCAGGGCCAUCGAGGGCCUGGCCCUGGGCCUUGGCCUGGAGAAGUGCGAGGAGGAACGUGUCAGUCGUGGGGGGUCCCUCAGGGGCGACGGAGGAGACCUGUCCAGCGCCCUGGACAACCAGAGGAGCCCCUUGUCCCUGGGCAAACGGGAACCACCAUGGCUGGCCAGAUCCUGUCAUGGGAACUGUGACCCGACCCAGAGGGAAGCUGGGGGAGGAGAAGCCGUGGUGACCUUCGAGGACCGGGCUAGGCACAGGCAGAGCCAGAGGCGCAGCAGGCACCGCCGUGUCAGAACGGAAGGCAAGGACUCCACCUCGGCCUCUCGGAGCAGGUCUGCCAGCCAGGAACGCAGCCUGGAUGAGGCUGUGCCUGUGGAGGGGGAGAAGGACCACGAUCCCAGGGGUGGCCAUGGUGGCAAGGAGCCAACUAUCCAAGAAGAGAAAGCCCAGGAUUUGAGGAGGACCAACAGUCUGAUGGUACCCAGAGGCUCCGGGCUGGCAGGAGACCUUGAUGAAGCUGACACACCCCUAGUCCUACCCCAUCCUGAGCUGGAGGUGGGGAAGGACGCGGUGCUAACGGAACAGGAGCCGGAAGGCAGCAGCGAGCAAGCUCUCCUGGGGGAUGUGCAGCUGGACAUGGGUCGGGCCAUCAGCCAGAGUGAGCCCGACCUCUCCUGCAUCACAGCCAACACAGACAAGGCUGCCACUGAGAGCACCAGUGUCACUGUUGCCAUCCCUGACGUGGGCCCCUUGGUGGACUCGACAGUGGUGCACAUUAGCAACAAAACCGAUGGAGAAGCCAGUCCUUUGAAAGAGGCCGAGGUCAAAGAGGAUGAGGAGGAGGUGGAGCAGAAGAAGCAGAAAAAAGAGAAACGCGAGACAGGCAAAGCCAUGGUGCCCCACAGCUCUAUGUUCAUCUUCAGCACCACCAACCCGAUUCGGAGGGCUUGCCACUACAUCGUGAACCUGCGCUACUUUGAGAUGUGCAUUCUCCUGGUGAUCGCAGCCAGCAGCAUCGCCCUGGCAGCAGAGGAUCCCGUCCUGACCAACUCAGAGCGCAACAAAGUUCUGAGGUAUUUCGACUAUGUUUUCACUGGCGUGUUUACCUUUGAGAUGGUUAUAAAGAUGAUAGACCAGGGCUUGAUCCUGCAGGAUGGGUCCUACUUCCGAGACCUGUGGAACAUCCUGGACUUUGUGGUGGUGGUUGGUGCAUUGGUGGCCUUCGCUCUGGCGAAUGCCUUGGGAACCAACAAGGGGCGGGACAUCAAGACCAUCAAGUCCUUGAGGGUGCUGCGAGUUCUGAGGCCACUGAAAACCAUCAAGCGCUUGCCCAAGCUCAAGGCUGUCUUCGACUGCGUGGUGACCUCGUUGAAGAAUGUCUUCAACAUACUCAUUGUCUACAAGCUCUUCAUGUUCAUCUUCGCUGUCAUCGCAGUUCAGCUCUUCAAGGGAAAGUUCUUUUAUUGUACAGACAGUUCCAAGGACACAGAGAAGGAGUGCAUAGGCAACUAUGUAGAUCAUGAGAAAAACAAGAUGGAGGUGAAGGGUCGGGAAUGGAAGCGCCAUGAAUUCCACUACGACAAUAUUAUCUGGGCCCUGCUGACCCUCUUCACUGUCUCCACGGGGGAAGGAUGGCCUCAAGUUCUACAGCAUUCUGUAGAUGUAACAGAGGAAGACCGAGGCCCAAGCCGCAGCAACCGCAUGGAGAUGUCCAUCUUUUAUGUGGUCUACUUUGUGGUCUUCCCUUUCUUCUUUGUCAAUAUCUUUGUGGCUCUCAUCAUCAUCACCUUCCAGGAGCAAGGAGACAAGAUGAUGGAGGAAUGCAGCCUGGAGAAGAAUGAGAGGGCGUGCAUCGACUUUGCCAUCAGUGCCAAACCUCUCACCCGCUACAUGCCACAGAACAGGCACACCUUCCAGUACCGCGUGUGGCACUUCGUGGUGUCUCCAUCCUUCGAGUACACCAUCAUGGCCAUGAUCGCCUUGAACACUGUCGUGCUGAUGAUGAAGUAUUACUCUGCUCCCUGUACUUAUGAGCUGGCCCUAAAGUACCUGAAUAUUGCCUUCACCAUGGUGUUUUCCCUGGAAUGCGUCCUAAAGAUCAUCGCUUUUGGCUUCUUGAACUAUUUCCGAGACACCUGGAAUAUCUUUGACUUCAUCACUGUAAUUGGCAGUAUCACAGAAAUUAUCCUGACAGACAGCAAGCUGGUGAACACCAGUGGCUUCAACAUGAGCUUUCUGAAGCUCUUCCGAGCUGCCCGUCUCAUAAAGCUCUUGCGUCAGGGCUACACCAUACGUAUUUUACUUUGGACCUUUGUGCAGUCCUUCAAGGCCCUUCCUUACGUCUGCCUUUUGAUUGCCAUGCUGUUCUUCAUUUAUGCUAUCAUUGGGAUGCAGGUAUUUGGAAACAUAAAAUUAGAUGAGGAGAGUCACAUCAACCGGCACAACAACUUCCGGAGUUUCUUUGGGUCCCUAAUGCUACUCUUCAGGAGUGCCACAGGUGAGGCCUGGCAGGAGAUUAUGCUGUCAUGCCUUGGGGAGAAAGGCUGUGAGCCUGACACCACUGCACCAUCAGGGCAGAACGAGAACGAGCGCUGCGGCACCGAUCUGGCCUACGUUUACUUUGUCUCCUUCAUCUUCUUCUGCUCCUUCUUGAUGCUCAACCUGUUCGUGGCCGUCAUCAUGGACAACUUUGAGUAUCUGACUCGGGACUCCUCCAUCCUGGGACCUCACCACUUGGAUGAGUUUGUCCGUGUCUGGGCAGAAUAUGACAGAGCUGCAUGUGGCCGCAUCCAUUACACUGAGAUGUAUGAAAUGCUGACUCUCAUGUCACCUCCGCUAGGCCUCGGCAAGAGAUGUCCCUCCAAAGUGGCAUAUAAGAGGUUGGUCCUGAUGAACAUGCCAGUAGCUGAGGACAUGACGGUUCACUUCACCUCCACACUUAUGGCUCUGAUCCGUACAGCUCUGGACAUUAAAAUUGCCAAAGGUGGUGCAGACAGGCAGCAGCUAGACUCGGAGCUACAAAAGGAGACCCUGGCCAUUUGGCCUCACCUUUCCCAGAAGAUGCUGGACCUGCUUGUGCCCAUGCCCAAAGCCUCUGACCUGACUGUGGGCAAAAUUUAUGCAGCAAUGAUGAUCAUGGACUACUAUAAGCAGAGCAAGGUGAAGAAGCAGAGGCAGCAGCUGGAGGAACAGAAAAAUGCACCCAUGUUCCAGCGCAUGGAGCCCUCAUCUUUGCCUCAGGAGAUCAUUGCUAAUGCCAAAGCCCUACCUUACCUCCAGCAGGACCCUGUCUCAGGCCUGAGUGGCCGGAGUGGAUACCCUUCGAUGAGUCCACUCUCCCCCCAGGAAAUAUUCCAGUUGGCCUGUAUGGACCCCACCGAUGAUGGACAGUUCCAGGAGCAGCAGUCUCUGGAGCCAGAGGUUAGUGAAUUAAAAAGCGUGCCGCCCUCUAAUCAUGGCAUCUACCGUCCUUCGGACACCCAGGAGCAUGCGGGAUCUGGGAGGGCAUCCUCUAUGCCACGUCUGACUGUGGAUCCCCAGGUGGUGACAGAUACCAGCUCCAUGAGACGUUCAUUUUCCACUAUUCGGGACAAGCGUUCCAAUUCCUCAUGGUUGGAGGAAUUCUCCAUGGAGAGAAGCAGUGAAAACACUUACAAGUCCCGUCGCCGGAGUUACCACUCCUCCCUGCGACUGUCUGCUCACCGCCUGAACUCCGACUCAGGCCACAAGUCCGACACCCACCGCUCUGGGGGCAGGGAGCGGGGACGAUCAAAAGAGCGAAAGCAUCUUCUCUCCCCUGAUGUCUCCCGCUGCAAUUCAGAGGAGCGAGGGACCCAGGCUGACUGGGAAUCCCCAGAGCGCCAUCAGUCCAGGUCACCCAGUGAGGGCAGGUCACAGACCCCCAACAGACCGGGCACAGGUUCCCUAAGUGAAAGCUCCAUCCCCUCCGUCUCUGACACCAGCACCCCAAGACGAAGUCGUCGGCAGCUCCCACCUGUCCCACCAAAGCCCCGGCCCCUCCUUUCCUACAGUUCCCUGAUGCGACAUGCUGGCAGCAUCUCUCCGCCCGCUGAUGGAAGUGAGGGGGGCUCUCCACUGACCUCCCAAGCCCUGGAGAGCAACAACCCUUGCCUGACCGAGUCUUCCAACUCCCCACACCCCCAGCAGGGCCAACAUGCCUCCCCACAGCGCUACAUCUCUGAGCCCUACCUGGCCCUGCACGAAGACUCCCACGCCUCGGACUGUGGCGAGGAGGAGACGCUUACCUUCGAGGCAGCUGUGGCCACCAGCCUGGGUCGUUCCAAUACCAUCGGCUCGGCCCCGCCCCUGCGGCACAGCUGGCAGAUGCCCAAUGGGCACUAUCGGCGGCGGAGGCGUGGGGGACCCGGGCCAGGCAUGAUGUGUGGGGCUGUCAGCGACCUCCUAAGUGACACGGAAGAAGAUGACAAAUGCUAGAGGCUGCUCCCCCCUCCGAUGCAUGCUCUUCUCUCACAUGGAGAAAACCAAGAUCGAAUUGGGAAGGCAGUGCGGCCCGGGGGGGAGGAAGGGGGAGAAGGAAGACGAAAGGACACCAUGCAGUUCCGGAGCAGAGGACGUCAAGGACAAUCGGAACACCAGUCAAACCCACCCAAUUGCUUUAUUCCCCUUUGCAAAUGGGCACUGCCAUAGUUCUGCCUCUUUGCUGGGGAAAGAAAACACGGGAACGUGGAGGGUUAUUCUCCCAUGGGAGAAGGGACAUGAGGAUGGCUUUGCUUCCCCCUACCCCUUCCCACAUUUCUAACAGCCGUGGAGGGAUCUAACUGGCCUGUGUCAACGCUCACUGCCCUGAGAAGCCCAAAAGGACUUUUCUGGCUCCUAACUGGGGAGUAGUGGAGACCACAGGAGAGGAAUCUUCUCCCUCACCAGCUCUUACGCCUCAGCCAGCACCACUGCCACCAGGGCAACUGCAACAGCAUCUCACGCGUUAUCCUGUGGCUUGCUUCCCCCAAAGAAGCACAGGUGAAAUCAGGAGCACCAGAUGCCGAGGAGAGGAGUCAGGGAGGGGAGAACUCUGCAGUGGAAGGGGUCAGGGUGCUGUGGCACCAACAGCAAGGGCUGGUCUGGGUGAGAAAAGCCAUAGCCCAGCAGCCCCUACCAUGAGGGAGAGGGUCAAAGAAACAGGACUGGUGGUGCUGGAGGGGUCCAGCCCCCCAUUCUUGAGGCCUGUCACCCAUGCACUAGGUGCUGUGUUAGGACAGGGGAGGAGGCCCCAUGGGGUCCACAGAGUAGCCCAAGACUCUGGUAAGGGUGAUGUUAAACGUGUUUAACAACCCCUCCGGCCAGGGCACCAACCUAAGCAGAGUUUGGUUGCAGUGCUGGAGCUCAUGCUGUUCCAGGCAUUGGCCCUCAAAAUGCUGGUCAUGGGGGAACCCUGAGAGUGGGGACAGGGUGGCAGAAGGCACCUAAGGGACUCAAAGCAGAGGCUGUUUUCCAACCAGUAUAGAAACAAUUCAGUAUGCCUAGGGCCAUACCAGCAUAUCCUGGCUGAACAUCAGCCCUCACUCUGGUCUGGAAGGCAGGGGCCUCCCUGCCAAGCAACAAGGCCCACGCUGUGCCAAGCCCAGCGAGGCCACGUGCCCAGCCUUCCCUGCCGCUCCCCGAGCAGGCAGAACACACAUAUCCAAAUGGGCCACCCAUCACCAGGAAGGGACUUCUAUAAACAUGAGAAAAGCUGAUAGGUUGAAACAAGGGAAGCUUCCAUGAAAGAGUCUGAAUUUACAGAGGCCCUCUCGUGAGGAAGAGCCUGUAGCUUCUGCAGCUGGUUUGGGGUUGAGGGUCAGUUGGUCAGGAUGCUUUAAGGUGAUUAGUAAAUAUACCUCAGCUUAGACCUGGGCUGCUCCUUCAUAUGGCUCUGAUGGGGCCCCAGUCACUUUGAAUAUUUCUCUGUGCCAGGAUAGGGCUUCACUUCUUCCCAGAGUAAGAGCUGAGAAGAAGACAGCCUCACCGUGUCAUUCCUGAUGCCCAAAUGCAGAAGAAGUGAGAAGAGGAGAGCUCUUUCUUGCUAGCCAGUGCUCCUUUGGUAUAAGUAUAUAGCUUCCUUCAGGGGAACACAUCACUGGCUAUAUCUGGUAGAAAUACACCAUUCCCGUAAGUCCCUCCCAGUGCCAUCACAGCAGGUGAAUGGGUUCCCUGGAGAGGGUGCCAGGCAGAAGCAGAUGGAACCUGGCACCCAGGAUCCUCCAGAGGAAGAUUCUGAGGACCCUGGCAUGGAGAGCUUUGUGGAUAAAGGAUAAACACUCAUUUUUAUCUUCUUCCAGCCCAGAUAGACUCCACCUCUUGGGUAGGAGCAGCUCAGCAUUGUUAUUUUUCUCAAGAAGGAGCCUCUUUUUUUCUUACAAAGUUCUUUUUUUCCAAUUGAAAUAGAAAUAAGGCUUAGCUGCAUCAGCCCUGAAAAGCCAAAUUCAUGUCGUGGCCCUGCCUUCUCUCCUGGAUUUUGACGAAGCUCCAUGACCCAUGGUCAGCCCCUGAACCAAAGUAGUCCCAAUACCGGAAGCCAGCGAGGCCAAGACAAAGCUCUCCCACUCUCAGACCCUCUUCCAUCUUCAUCUCCCUUUCCUACUUAGUACAUGUGUGCUUAAGGGUGGCUGGGAAUGUGAACUUGACUACAGCACCCUGAUCCUAACAGGUGCGAUCAUUACUUAAGACUCCGAAGCAGGGCCUUGUAUUGUUUCUAAGGUUUCCUCUACUCAGCGUCAUUUCAUGCCAAAGUGCUGCAACGGGCUGCUUCGUGUGCACAAAAUUGCUUUUUUUCACAUCGAAAAUGCAGCUUUCCCUAGGGAAAGGCCUACAACAGGACGAUCAUUCUGAGCCAGCAAGUAUAUCGCAUGGUGUUGGGAGAAAGGGAAUUGUGGUGACACCUUAUGCCAUUUUAACAGUAGGAGAAAUCCAAGCUGGCAAGCAAUUCCCAGAAAUGGAAUUUACCAGCAAACAGUAGUAGGAGCACUAAAUUUACUGUGCCAGGAAACCUUCCUGGAUACUUAGACCCCUUGAAGUCAUGCACACACACAAGUAUUUGAGUCCUGAAUAAGUGUGGUAAAGUGCUGCUGAUGCGAUUGCCUGGCCGGUUGACCACCUGUUUUUUCUAGUACCUAUGAACUUACUGCUUUUAUUCAACUUCCCCUGACCAAGAAAUCAGGUUUCUUUUCCUUUAGCCUACAUUUACUCUUCUAUUAAGACCAGAAAAUAAAAGAAUUUUCUGUUAAGUCACAAACUCAUUAUCAUAAUCUUCUUUGGUUUCCUACUGCAGCUGAAUAAAUGUGAGUACCGACCUUCCCUCUCAUAGCCAGCUAGGACUUUCCUGCCUAGGCAACAGGUUCUGCCUCUUCCUUUUCCCUUGAAGGAGGUCCUAUAGAUCUCAAAUCCCAUAUUCUUUCUCAUUAAAAAUUAAAUUCCAUGCAAAUACUACAGCCAGUGUUUGAGAUACACCACAUGAUCAAAUUUGGCCACUGGAGGUCCCCCCAGAAGGUUCUUUAGUCAUAGUUCAGUUUUCCUUGCCAAUAUGUCUUUACUAUCUUGAAAUAAGAGUGAAAAUGAGAGGGAGGAAGGAAGGUAAAAGAAGGGAGGAAAAGAAACCAAGGCAGAUAGCUAAACUAGGUUUGUGUUUAGAGAUCCUUCUCUUAAGGCUCUAGACAGACUUUGGGUGGAGAAUGCAAGAUCUGUCUCUUUCUCUGUGCCUCUUUCCCUCUCUCUCCAUCUCCAAAAGGACAGAGUGCCAACAGGCCUUCAGACAUGGGGACAGGGCCCCAGCCAAGAUAUCUUGCGAGUCAGGGGCAGCAAACAAUUUCCAGCCCUGUAAAGGGGUUGGCCCUCUAGUGUCCCCCAGGCUCCAUACAGGCUGUGAGCACAGUUGCUCAAUUGCAGGGGAAGGUUACCACCUUUUAGCUGAAGAGUGUGUUUCUGUUCUGGGCUUUAUUUGUACUCCCCACUCAAUGUCCCUGUAGGGCACUGAAAUCACCAAGAAUGUUUCCCUGAAGCUGAACUCCAGAUUCUGUCUUCUUUUGACUCUGGGGCCACAAAGAGAAGACCCCAUAUUCCACCUUUUAGUCAGCAUCUCUUCCCUACACUGAUCCUUUCCCCUACCAUAGAGCCUACGUGGUGAGCCCGGGUGUCCUCUGUUCUCCUAUCAUGACUUCUAUUUUGCUGCAUGUUAGCAUUGACCCAGCUCCUAAAAUGGUUAAAUCCACUCAUUCCAAGCUAUUUGCUGGCCUGAUUGCUUCUGCCACACCCUCAGCUAUGGGGAAGGCUGCAUUCUAAUGAAAUCUGGUGAUCUUCAUCAGAUGAUUGAAACGGUGUAAGCUGUGGGAACUGUGGGGUGGGUGUGGGUAUGUAUGAAAUGUCCACAGACUGGACAAAAGCUCCCUAUAGGGAAAUAAGGACUCUCCUGGCAUAAUGGAACAAAAUCUUAAAUAGUUUUGAUUUUUAAAAAAUCAAAACUCCGUUUUUCAUUACAUCUCAUUUCUGAAGCCUGCUCUGUGUGUUUCAUUUUUGUACACUGUGUUUCUUUAAUGGGUGGAGCCAGAAACAAGUUGAGAGAUUCUUUGAUUUCUCAGCUCAGUUGUAUAAAUAUUAUGAGGUUAUAGUGUAAAGAAAGACCAAAUGUGUAGCAAAGGGGGAGAAGAUACUCAUCUACCUUUCAGGGAUUUUUAUGAGAUUUGAAGGUUGAGAAAUUUUCACUGCUAUUUUUGUUCAGUUUCACAUCUGUCAUGUUCUGGGACCCUUGAAGGCCUGGCUGGGACAGCAUAACAAGAAUCCUGGUAAGGAGAGGCCUUGGGGCAGACUCUCUUUCACUAGCUCUCUCACCCAUACUGCCAGUCCUUCCCUCCUGGAUUUCAGAGCAUCAUGUGCCAACCAGGAGGAGUAGGAGAGGACUUUAUGAUGCAGGAAGGAAGGAAGAAGUGGGCCCCUUGCGAGUGGCCAGUCAGGGUACAGUGUGACUCCUGGCAAGAGUCUCUAAGGAAUCAGGUCCAGGUUUGGAUAUCUUUAAAACAUCUCCAUCCUGAGACGUUUAUUUUAACAAAAGCCAAACAAAAUUAACUCAGGGGUUAUGACCUAACCUUUGCAUGAAGGUGAUCAAGGAGAUCCACUUUAAAUAAGCACUGUCUGUGCCAGUUUCUUUACUUUCUAAACCAUCUCAUACAUCAUAGCCAGGGCUACACCAAAUAGAGCAGCAACUGAUGACUUCUAUGCUGGCUUCAGCGGGAGGGCUCAGGUACAGACUGCUAGGGGUGUUUUGUCAGCUGUCAUGUACUUACAGCUUACCUAAUCAGAGUACAUAGACAUACCACUUGGGGGACAGAAGACUAAGAACAGAAAGAACUAUCUGUGGUUUCUGGUGGCUCUCUUUGUCUUUCCUUGAAUCCUUUCUGCUUUGACCUUCUGAGGUCAUCCCAGAGAGGUCACACCAAGCCAAAGAGACCAUUCAUAGACCAUCCCAACCUACCCAAAGGGUCUGAAAAGUGUCUCUGACAAAGCCAGUUGGUUGGGAAGUAAGAAUGAAGCUACGGUAACAUCUAAUCAAUGGCUGGUGAGGCUGGGGUGCCCUCAAAUUGCUUUUUUUUUCGUCUUGCUCCUUCACCCACCCUCUCUCUCUCCAUGCUAUAAACAGGGAGGUUAGUAUCUUGACCUUCUAGAUGCAAAAAGAUUCUAUAAUAAGCCAUGCUACUAUGUAAAUAUAUUAUAGAGGUUUGAGUUCUUAUUUCUGAAGGUAUGAAAGAGUUGAGCAGAUCAGGUAGAAAGAGGUGCAAGAAUUUAUAUUUGGGGUUUUUUGUUUGGUUGAUGGCUGGACCUUUUAUAACAGAUCUGUUCUAGAACAGCAAAGAAUGAUAAAUUUGUGCUCUGCAAUGUUUCUGAAUCUACUUCUCUAUAGGAAUUCAUUUACAUCAAAUUUAAUGAUAUGAUAUUUCAGUCAAAAAUCUGAGGUUACAGUUUCAUCUUUUCUCUCUGGUCUUCUUUUUGUCGUCUUUCUCCUUCUGUCUCUCUAAGUUGACCUCUGUCUCUGUCUGUCUAUGUCCAUGUCUCUCUCUCUUUUCUAAGGACCUAAAAUAUAAUCUAGAUUAAUGAAAAACUGCCUUUCAAUGAAAGCCAAGGACAUAAUAGAAUAGAUAUAGAAUUUUUUCAGGACAUCUUUAACAAAUACAAAAUGUAUGUCUUGAUAAAAAGAUAAAUUUUUAAAUAGUAUAGUAAUGUGGUAAAUGAAAAUAAUUGGAAGUCAAAAAUAAUAAAUUAGAUUCCAGGCUUCUGUAAUAAUGUGUGCCUUCAGCAAACAUCUCUUUCUUUACCUUGUUAAGAAAUUCUAAAACUUGGCUAACUCAUGAAUAUGUCAAGUGUUUGUAAGUUAAUAGUACAUAUUUUAAAGGACUUAGUCUCCACAAAUCGGUUUAGAAAAACCUUUACUUGCUGUAUCUCACAAAGAACCUAUGAUUCUUGGCAUUACUAUAAGCAUUUAAGUUUUUCUGAAGUAACUUCAUGUUUAAUGGAACCUGAAUACAGGAUUUGCUUUUAUUUUACACUCUGUGCUGCCCAUUUUCCCUUCUUAUCAGCUCUUUAAUUUUGAAAAAAAUUUGGAUUUUUUUUUAAUCCAGGAAAUUGAGUUUUUAUGCUCUGAGCUACUUGGGUCAUCAUCUCUUUGUGAACAUGUGCACCCAUCAUAGGUCAGUUAACACAAGCUAACACUUAGGAUCUUUCCCCAGACAUCUUCUCCAGCCCAGCAAUGGAAAUCUGAAGGGAUGAUCUUUUGUUUCUUUUUUCAGUUCUGCAAGUUUGUUAGAGAUGGAUUGCUCUCUACAUUCUAGAACCAGAUCCUAGAAUCUGCACCAAGUAGUGCCAUUUUCUCUUCGGUUCACUCAGAGGAUGGCCCCCAAACUGCAAAGGAGAUAAAACCAGUAAAAAAAGGCCAAAUCUCAAUCUGACUUGAUUUGAUGACUCUAUAUUGUUUUCUUUCCAGUAUUCUGGUUUCUUAUGGCAAUGGAUUAUGCCACACAAGAACCCCCACUUACACAAAUCCUUUACAGAUCUUUAAAGGGGAUGAGCAGAAAAAAACACCCCAAAAUUUCAAAGUGCCAUUAAUCAGCUUCUAAAAAUAAAGGUAAUAUGAAAUGAGGGCUAAACAAUGUACUAUAACUGCCAGUUAAAGUAUACAGUAGUUGUGAUCUUAGUUACAUUUGAUAUGGAGUUGUAUAACGUUGGGCAGAUCCCAGCAGAUUUAGUAAAAACAUAGGUAUUAAAUUUUAAUGACUCCCAAUGAGGAUGUAUUCUUAGCCUGCAGGCUGAACUUUAGUCAGUGUUUUUCUAUCCUGAUGUUUUGUGAACAAGCCAAAAUUUAUACAAAGCCACCCUAAGUGCUGAAAUUGCAGAGGAACUUUGCUCUUGGUGCCAUUAGAGAGCAGUCCAACUCCACUCAAACUGAGUCCAAGAUUUGGAACGCGCCCAGAAAAACGGAGAAAAGCCUACUGCACCAAAUGUGUCUGGCAUUUCAUAACUGUGACAACCGAGUAGAGUGUAGGAAGGCAAGCUAUAGAACGAAAACAAGGUGAGGAGGAAAAUAUCACCAAGUCCCAGAAGAGGACGGCUUAGAGAUGUAUGACUUUGGAUCCUCUUUCUCACUUAGAUUAUGAGUAAACUACUUAGCACAAGACUGGAUUCAGGGUUCUCUCUGUUAAACCCACUUAGGGUCGUGGAUUUGGAAGCCACAGAAGAUUCAUAGAUUUCUGAAAAUUUUUCCAAACCUUGGAGAUAGAGAGUAAAGGAGAUUCUUACUUUAAAGCAGCUUGAAGACAAUCGUUAAAACUUCAGCAACUCUUUAAUAUAGUAGCACCAAUAAUGGAGAGAUUACACUAACCUUCCUAGUGUGUGGGACAGGGAUGAGCUUCAUCAGGAAUAGAUUCCAAACUUCUGCAGGGUGCACCGGUAACUGGCCUCCAAGAACCACAUGACAAGGCAGUGGACCACAGGGUCCUCAACCUCUGUCCUUUGGGACCUAUGGUCAGGCCAUUCCCUCCUUGAUUUGCUCUUAGAGGGUGAGCAUGUAAGAUGAGGUCUGGGGGAGAUUGGGUGCUCUGCCUCAGGCUGUUAAAAUGCUGCCACCUGCAUUCUAAAACGUGCAAAUCAAGCCCCAUGAGACACCCCCUAGGGGCAGCAUCCACUGUGGCAUGCCAGCCUGACACCCUUGCAGUCAUGGUGUUUGAACGGCCGCCAAUGCUGGCCCGCCCAGAGGACCAGUGCAUCUCUCCUAAAGCCAGAGUUCAGCACUGCAUGUUGACCAGGUGGUAUCCUGUAAUAUAGAUGCUCGUUUGGAUCCAAAAGGAAAACCAUUAAAAAUGAAAGUUGAAAAACUUUAAUGUUGGGGGGGUCAAAGAAAAGAAUAAAUAAAUAAAACCUUGUUGUAAAGAA
This is a messenger RNA of Carlito syrichta (Philippine tarsier), 15395 nucleotides long. It is a transcript of the gene CACNA1E, whose product is annotated as calcium voltage-gated channel subunit alpha1 E. The transcript has 50 exons. Lineage: Eukaryota; Metazoa; Chordata; Mammalia; Primates; Tarsiidae. Gene Ontology annotation, biological process: calcium ion import across plasma membrane; chemical synaptic transmission. Gene Ontology annotation, cellular component: membrane; neuronal cell body; voltage-gated calcium channel complex. The record is from RefSeq and is a predicted model, not a curated record. Gene Ontology annotation, molecular function: calcium ion binding; high voltage-gated calcium channel activity. Bases 48 to 7424 code for a protein of 2458 amino acids.